AUGGCAAAUCUCUACCUGGCAUUGUUCAAUCUGAGGGGUGGAGUGAAUUUGAGCGCACCUCUUUUCCGUAAGAUCAAAGGGCUCCCCGACCCCCCAAAUGUGCUGCAUUGGCGGCAAAUCUGA
Molecule: messenger RNA, 123 nt
Organism: Sclerotinia sclerotiorum 1980 UF-70
Lineage: Eukaryota; Fungi; Ascomycota; Leotiomycetes; Helotiales; Sclerotiniaceae
Exons: 3
Coding region: 1-123 (40 amino acids)
Source: RefSeq, a predicted model, not a curated record